AUCCAGAAAAUCCAUACCAGAUUAAUCGAUCAGAGUUGAAAGUCUACAGCGAACUGAGUCGUUUUCCCCGUCAUUUUGCUGUUUUACUUCCACGUUUUACUUUUUGUUACAGCGGAAUGGACACCGAGUUUACUUUCAACUCUCGUCGCUCCCCGGUGGUCUGUUUACACGGCUGUGUAGCAACCAGCCAACCUUUAGCCUCGACGGUGGGACUGGAUAUCCUAAAGCGUGGUGGCAAUGCUGCAGAUGCUGCAGUUGCCAUAGCAGCAGCCCUUGCAGUAACUGAGCCCUGCAGCACUGGCCUCGGUGGUGAUGCUUUCUGCUUGUUCUACAGCGCAGACACUGGAGAAAUUCAAGGGAUCAAUGGCAGUGGCCGAACAGCUCGCGCUCAGACUCUGGACUUCAUGGAAAGUCGUGGCUUCUCUACAGAAUCUCCUCCCUCUGUGUUUGAUGCUUUGAAUGUUACGGUACCAGGUGCCGCUGCAUGCUGGUGUGACACCAAAGAGUUAUUUGGAAGCCAAAAGCUGUCCUUGCAAGAGAUCCUAAGUGGAGCAGUGGAGCUGGCAGAGCUGGGGUUUCCUGUUGCUGAGGUUACAGCUCACCACUGGGCGGACAAUGUGGCUGCUCUGAGGGAUGCUGGGAAGAAACUCGGAGAUGACUUACUAAUUGACGGUCAUGCACCUAAAAGUGGACAAGUAUUCAAAAACCCAGCUCUGGCUAGAACUCUCAAGGAGCUCGGUGAACAUGGAAAACCAGGGUUUUACCAGGGCAGAGUGGCCAAAGCCAUCGUUGAUGUUAUCAGUAAAGAUGGAGGAGUCAUGACCUUGGAUGACCUCCGUAGCCACAACAGUGAGGUUACCACCCCGAUUAGCACAGAGUACAAGAGAGCACGUUUGUGGGAACUUCCUCCAAACAGUCAGGGGCUGGUUGCCCUUCUGCUUCUCAACAUACUGGAGAACUUUCCUCAACUUAGAGCCACUGGCCAUAACAGCUCUGACUACAUCCACGUCUUUGUGGAGGCUGUGCGUCUAGCACAAACAGAUGGCCUGUGUUACCUUGGUGACUCAGCCCACACAAGCAUCCCUUUGGAAACCCUACUGGACAAGAGCUACAGCAGUCAGAGAGCACAGCUCAUCAUCAUGGACAGAGCCAUGGAGCAAACCAAACCCGGUCCGAUUACAGCAAGUGAUACAGUCUACUUCUGCAUUAUCGACAGCCAUGGAAACGCAUGCUCAUUUGUCAACAGCACCUAUAUGGGCUUUGGGACCGGCCUCGUCCCUGAUGGCUGUGGGUUUUCACUACAGAAUCGUGGCGCCAACUUUUCUCUGCACCGUGGCCACAUAAACUGCAUUGCUGGAGGAAAGCGUUCAUACCACACUAUAAUCCCUGCACUCCUCACUGACUCUGUGACUAAAUCACAAAAGCCGCAACAACUCCUUGCAGCCCUCGGAGUAAUGGGAGGCUUUAUGCAGCCACAAGGACACGUCCAGGUGCUGCUGAACAUGAUGGAGUUUGGGAUGAAUCCUCAACAAGCUCUGGAUGCACCCAGAGUCUUUGUGCAGUAUGACCAGAAAAGCGGACAGUGGUUUGUGAAUUUGGAGGAGGGGAUUGAGCAGGAGGUGGCUGAGGAGCUCCGGAGACGAGGCCACAAAGUAAACUGGCCUGUCACAGGCCACCAGAGGUCUCAGUUUGGGCGGGGACAGAUCAUCACAGUGGGGGACUGGUGGAAUCCAUCUGCCACUCAAGCCAGCCGUUUACCCAGAGUGCUCUGGGCUGGGUCGGAUCCCAGAGCUGACGGAUGUGCUUUAGGAUACUAGUGACAUAAAAGUAGCUGAUCCUCUGUAUAUCCACAAGUAUCAAUUACAGAUGACUUUCUUUCAAAUCAAAAGUGAACAUUUGUUUGGGUUUGAUAAUUAGAAUGUUUUUCUGCUCUUUAAUGUGUGAUUAAGCCAAAUGGUCUUGAUUCUGGUUAAUAUUUGAUAGGAUUUCAGAUAACAAAGUCAAAGUCCAGUCUCUCCACACCAAGACUUUGCUGAAGUGCCUUAACUUAUUAGGUUGUGAUGUUCUGCAAAAGCAGAAGAGAAGAAGAGAAUUGUUCUCCUAAAGUUGACUUCAAAUUGGUUUGGAAAAUUCCAACAACUUGUGAUGGGUCAGCUGAUACUCUGACAAUAUUUACCAUGAUCUAUAAAACAACAACAACCCCCCCGAAAGACCUGUGCUGUUGUAUGUAGGAUUUUGGUAUCUAAUUUAUAUAUAUAUAUAUAUAUAUAUAU
Messenger RNA from Oryzias latipes (Japanese medaka), 2273 nucleotides. RefSeq names its product glutathione hydrolase-like YwrD proenzyme. Lineage: Eukaryota; Metazoa; Chordata; Actinopteri; Beloniformes; Adrianichthyidae. The record is from RefSeq and is a predicted model, not a curated record.